Daldinia childiae is the source of this 2556-nucleotide messenger RNA. Its product is annotated as Cullin-4B. NCBI's taxonomy places the organism in Eukaryota, Fungi, Ascomycota, Sordariomycetes, Xylariales, Hypoxylaceae. The record is from RefSeq and is a predicted model, not a curated record. Gene Ontology annotation, molecular function: ubiquitin protein ligase binding. The transcript has 3 exons. Gene Ontology annotation, cellular component: Cul4-RING E3 ubiquitin ligase complex. The coding region runs from base 1 to 2556 and encodes 851 amino acids. Gene Ontology annotation, biological process: ubiquitin-dependent protein catabolic process; protein ubiquitination; DNA damage response.
AUGCAUUCGCCAGGAAGCUCGCCACGCGACGGAUCGUCCUCUUCACUUGCGACCCCGUUGAAACGCAAGCCAGCCGGUGCCACUGGCGCUCAUUCUAGACAACAAUCCGAAAGUCGACCCGAUCAGAAGCGUACCAAACUGAACAGCACAUCCGACUCAGUUGUUCCGAGAAUGAGCAAGGUGGCGGGCAAAUGGCCCGAAAUCGUCGAUCUGACGAAGCCUCCUACUGCUUUCCAACCCCAUAAGGGUGCAAAGAAGCUUGUCAUCAAGAAUCUACGAACGACAUCACGAAAUAAUGACCUUGAGAAAUAUUAUGAUGCCACGAGAAAAGAGUUACUAGAAGCUCUUCAAGCCAUAUUCGAGCAGAAGCAACCCCGCCAACCACUCGAAAGACUUUAUCGAGGGGUAGAAGAUCUAUGUAGACAUGGAGCAUCUAGAGAACUGUAUGAGACGUUACGGGAAAGAUGCGAGAUCUAUUUGAAGAAUGAUCUUCAAAGAUCCAUAGUGGCAGAAGCCGGUUCCUCUAACAUUGAUGUGUUAAAAAGUACAUACAAACACUGGGUCAUAUGGAACGCUCAAUCUACCACAAUUCGUUCCGUAUUCAGCUACCUCGAUCGAUCAUUUUUACUAAGCAGCAAAGAGUUCCAACAGAUUAAUGAUAUGGCCAUAACGCUAUUUAGGAGAACGGUAUUUGUUGCUUCGCAACCGCUAAGUCCCAGCCCAGGUGCUAAGACGCUCGCUGGGAUGUGUGAUCUGGUAGACUAUGAUCGGAGAGCCGAUACCCGGUUUGAUCCAGCUCUGCUACGAGAUUCUAUUUCGAUGCUCCAUAUCCUGAACAUCUAUGGGAAAUCAUUCGAGCGACGUUUCUUAGAGGCGUCCAAGAAAUAUUUCGAGGAGUUCGCCAACGAGCAAAGCAGCGCAUCCCUUAAAUUUUAUAUUUCUAGCUGCGAGAAGCUUAUUGCGCGUGAGGAUUACCGUUGCAACGCAUACAACUUCGACAGUACUACGAAGAGGCAAUUAAUGGAUGAUGCCCAUACGAUUCUGAUUGAUAACUAUUCCGAAAAACUCCUUGAUGGUGGCAGCAUUAGCAAGCUCCUAGAUGAGAAUGCUCUGGAUUCUAUGAAGGCUCUAUAUGACCUCUUGCGGUUAUCUGGCAUACAGAAGAGGCUAAGACAGCCAUGGGAAGAAUACAUCAGGGAAGCAGGCGCAACGAUCGUUAACGAUACUUCUAGGGGCGAUGAAAUGGUCAUCCGAUUACUCGAGUUCAGACGAUCUUUAGAUCUGAUGAUUCGAGACGCUUUUAAUAGAGACGACGAAUUUACUUACAGUAUGCGACAGGCAUUUGGUAGCUUCAUCAACGAUCGGAAAGUUCUAUCUGCCUGGAAGACUGGAACUUCCAAGGUUGGUGAGAUGAUUGCAAAGUAUAUUGACAUGUUGCUCAGGGGUGGCUUGAAAACUCUGCCCAAAUCACUGCUCUCUGAUGCCCAAGACCGUAUCGAUGCCGAACAAAGCGGACUAGCGAGUACCGGCGACGAGGAUGCCGAAUUAGACAGGCAGUUAGACCAAGCCCUGGAGUUGUUCCGAUUUAUUGAGGGCAAAGAUGUCUUCGAAGCGUUUUAUAAGCAAGAUUUGGCACGACGCCUCUUAAUGGGCCGCAGUGCCAGCGCAGAUGCGGAGAGGAGCAUGCUUGCAAAGUUGAAGAACGAGUGUGGUUCCAACUUCACUCACAACUUGGAGCAAAUGUUCAAGGAUCAGCAGAUCGCACGGGACGAGAUGACUUCGUAUAAAUCCUGGUGCGAGGGAACCGGACACGGCAAGAGCAGCUUAGAUCUUAACGUGAAUAUCCUGUCUGCCGCAGCAUGGCCAACAUAUCCAGAUACUCAGCUUAUUCUACCUGACGAUGUUGCAGUGCAAGUCGAGCGCUUUGAAGCAUACUAUACCAACAAACACACAGGAAGGCGUCUUACGUGGAAGCAUUCACUUGGUCAUUGCGUUGUUAAGGCACGCUUCGGGAAGGGACCAAAGGAAUUACUAGUCAGCGCAUAUCAAGCUGUCGUGUUGACGCUAUUCAACCAAAUUGAGGAUAAGCCGGAUGGACUCCUAGCCUACCAGCAGAUUGCAGAGAAUACUGGCCUGAGUGGGCCAGAUCUCGAUCGUACCUUGCAGUCUUUAGCGUGCGGGAAAACCCGCGUUCUCACGAAGCAGCCAAAAGGGAGAGAUGUGAACCCGACAGAUACUUUCACCGUCAACAAGGCUUUCUCAGACCCUAAAUAUCGCGUGAAGAUUAACCAGAUUCAACUCAAGGAGACGAAAGAGGAGAACCAAGAGACCCACGAGCGGGUCGCACAGGAUAGACAGUUUGAGUGUCAGGCCGCGAUUGUGAGAAUCAUGAAGAGCCGCAAGACCAUGACCCACGCCAACCUCGUCGCGGAGGUAAUCAACCAGACCAAGAGCCGAGGCGCUAUUGAGCCGGCCGAAAUUAAGAAGAAUAUCGAGAAACUCAUCGAGAAGGAUUACCUCGAACGAGAAGGAGGCGCAUAUACAUAUUUGGCAUAG